Molecule: messenger RNA, 1801 nt
Organism: Jatropha curcas
Lineage: Eukaryota; Viridiplantae; Streptophyta; Magnoliopsida; Malpighiales; Euphorbiaceae
Gene: CDF3
Product: cycling DOF factor 3
Biological process (GO): regulation of DNA-templated transcription
Molecular function (GO): DNA-binding transcription factor activity; DNA binding
Source: RefSeq, marked provisional
ACUUUCAAUGCUACAUUGCCAACAAAGACGCGAGCCAAAGCGAACAAUUCUCUCGCGCGUUUUUCUUCGCCUGUUUGCUUACCCAGAAAGUGAAAAAGAAAAUGCAAGAAAAUAAUAAUAGUAAUUCUGGUAGUAAGGAUUCUGCUAUCAAGCUCUUUGGAAAGAAAAUACCUUUGAAGUCGGAUUCUGAUCCUCCGGCUAUCUCCUGCGAUGAGUUGCCUUCUUGGGAGAGAGUAGAAGAAGGCGAAGCAGAGAAAACAGAGAAGGAUUCUUCAGCAGGAAAUGUUAAAGAAACUUCACAAGAAGAUGAUACAGAAGAGUCUUCUGAUCAAGAAACGAAUGAGAACCCAAAAACACCCUCAAUCAGUGAAGAAUCUGCAAAAUCAAAGAUUUCCGAAACAGAAAAAGAACAAAAUGAUCCAGCAAACACAACAACACAAGAAAAAGCCCUCAAGAAGCCUGACAAAAUACUUCCUUGCCCGCGGUGUAAUAGCAUGGAUACUAAAUUUUGUUACUACAACAACUACAAUGUCAAUCAACCACGCCAUUUCUGCAAAGCCUGUCAGAGAUACUGGACUGCUGGUGGUACUAUGAGGAAUGUUCCUGUUGGAGCUGGACGACGCAAGAAUAAGCACUCUGCGUCUCAUUAUCGUCAUAUAACUAUUUCAGAGGCCCUCCAAGCUGCUCGUAUUGAAGCUCCUAAUGGAACACAUAAUCCUGCCUUGAAAACUAAUGGUAGAGUCCUUAGUUUUGGGUUGGAUACACCAAUAUGUGAUUCUAUGGCUUCUGUGUUGAAUCUUGCUGAUCAGAAUGUUUUGAAUGGUGCGACUCGAAAUGGUUUUCAUAACUUGGAAGGACAAAAGAAGAUUUUAGGUUCUUGUAAAGGUAGAGAAAAUGGUGAUGAUUGUUCUAGUGCCUCUUCUGUUACAGUUUCAAAUUCAGUGGAAGAAGGAGGCAAGAUUUGUCAACAAGAACAUAUUAUGCAAAACGUUAAUGGGUUUGCUUCUCCAAUUCAAUGCCUGCCUGGUGUUCCAUGGCCUUAUCCAUGGAAUUCUGCAUUGCCUCCACCUGUUUUUUGCCCUCCAGGAUAUCCUAUGUCAUUUUAUCCUCCCUUUGGGAAUUAUGGUUGGAAUAUCCCGUUAUUGUCUCCUCAAUCUUCUUCUUCUUCAACAAAUCAGAAGGCUCAAUCAAGUCCUAAUUCGCCUACACUCGGAAAACACUCGAGGGACGGGGACGCACUUAAACAAGAUGAUUUGGAGAAAGAGGAAUCACCAAAGCGUAAAAAUGGAUGUGUUCUAGUUCCUAAAACUCUAAGAAUUGAUGACCCAACUGAAGCUGCAAAAAGUUCUAUUUGGGCAACACUUGGAAUCAAGAAUGAAACAUACAGUAGUGGAGGCUUGUUUAAGUCCUUCCAGUCGAAGAAUAAUGAAAAGAACCAUGUUAAUAAAACCUCCCCAGUAUUGCAUGCAAACCCUGCUGCCUUGUCUCGAUCCAUCAACUUCCAUGAGAGCUCUUGAAGUGGAUCAUUUUAAUCGCUAGCCUUGUCGCAAACAGAGUAGGCUAACUGACUGAAAUGAAGGAGAGGAGUGGAUAAAUUUCGGGUUUCGGAGGACGUAGGGAAGAUUAUAGGGUGACUAAUUUUGUUCUUGUAACAGUACAAACAGAUGCCUCUUGUUUUACUUGGUUUGCUGAGUUGUUGUUCAUGUAAAUAUGGUUAUAUAUGUGAUAGUUGGAGAUAAAUAGUAGAUGUAGCAAAAAUCUCUACAAGUACUGCAACUAAAGUUUUUUCCUGAUGUAACAA